UGCCUCGUUACCCACAGGGCUCUGUUUCCGGUUCUGCCUCGGUACCCACAAGGCACCGCGCAAGACGGAAGUGACGCAGGCGGAAGCGGAAAUGGAGCCUCCCACAGCGGAGGAGCUGCGGCUGCGGCUCCAGGAGCGGCUCCAGGCCGAGCACGUGGAGGUGCAGGACUCCCCCCAGCUGUGCCAGGGCAGCUUCCGCGUCUUCGUCGUCUCCGGAAUUUUCCGCGGCCUCAAAACCCUCCAGAGACACCGGCUCGUUAACGAGGCGCUGAAGGAGGAGCUGGGCCGGAUCCACGCCCUGGAGCAGCGAACCCUCACCCCCGAGCAGUGGGAGGCGGAGCGUGGCUCAUUAGCAUAAAUCUGCAUACCCAACCCUCCCAGCUCUGCUUCACUCACAUGGAUUUGCAUAAAUUAACGCAGCCUGGCUCUGAUUGGUUGAGGCCACGCGCCCUUCAGAGCCUUCAAUGGAAGAAGAAGGGGGAGGUGUUGCUCUCAUUUGCAUAAGUUUGCAUAAAAGGCAAUAAACAUUCCUCAUUUGCA
Messenger RNA from Haemorhous mexicanus (house finch), 540 nucleotides. It is a transcript of the gene BOLA2B, whose product is annotated as bolA family member 2B. The coding region runs from base 92 to 358 and encodes 88 amino acids. NCBI's taxonomy places the organism in Eukaryota, Metazoa, Chordata, Aves, Passeriformes, Fringillidae. Gene Ontology annotation, cellular component: cytosol; nucleus. The record is from RefSeq and is a predicted model, not a curated record. Gene Ontology annotation, molecular function: 2 iron, 2 sulfur cluster binding. The transcript is spliced from 3 exons. Gene Ontology annotation, biological process: intracellular iron ion homeostasis.